Messenger RNA from Elgaria multicarinata webbii, 1232 nucleotides. RefSeq names its product ST8 alpha-N-acetyl-neuraminide alpha-2,8-sialyltransferase 2 (gene ST8SIA2). Lineage: Eukaryota; Metazoa; Chordata; Lepidosauria; Squamata; Anguidae. Gene Ontology annotation, molecular function: alpha-N-acetylneuraminate alpha-2,8-sialyltransferase activity. The record is from RefSeq and is a predicted model, not a curated record. The coding region runs from base 105 to 1232 and encodes 375 amino acids. Gene Ontology annotation, biological process: N-glycan processing; oligosaccharide metabolic process. The transcript is spliced from 6 exons.
GAGGCAGAAGACGAGCGCAGGCAGGUUGCAGGCACAGGCAGCCCCGGCUCCGGGGCUCGGCGCGUCCUUCGCCUCGGCCGCCGGGCUGCGCCCCGGAACCGGCCAUGCCGCUGCCCUGCCGGAGCUGGACUCUGGCGCUGCUCACCCUGCUGGUGGGCAUCCUCCUCUUCGCCGACAUCUCGGAGAUCGAGCUGGAACUCGGGAAUUCUGGAGGCAGAGGUGCGAUCAGAUCAGCAGCGAACAGCGUACAUAGCAAAUCUAAUAGAGCUGAAGUGGUAAUAAAUGGGUCCUCAUCUCCAGCUGCUGCUGACAGAAGUAAUGAAAGUGUGAAGCACCACGCUAGGCCAGCCUCAUCCAACUGGAUACACAACCAGACACUCUCAUUGAAGAUCAGAAAACAGAUCCUGAAGUUCUUAGAUGCCGAGAAAGACAUCUCCGUGCUUAAGGGAACUCUCAAGCCCGGGGACAUCAUCCACUACGUGUUCGACAGGGACAGCACCAUGAACGUUUCCCAAAACCUCUACGCCCUCUUGCCCAGGACUUCACCGCUGAAGGGCAAACACUUCCGGACGUGCGCCAUCGUGGGCAACUCGGGCGUCCUGCUGAACAGCCGCUGCGGAGAGGAAAUCGACGCUCACAGCUUUGUGAUCAGGUGCAAUCUAGCCCCAGUCCAAGAGUACACCCAAGACGUCGGGACGAAGACAGACCUGGUAACAAUGAACCCUUCGGUCAUCCAACGUGCCUUCGAGGACCUGGUCAAUGACACCUGGCGGGAGAAGCUGCUUCAGCGCCUGCACGGCCUCAACGGCAGCAUCCUUUGGAUCCCGGCGUUCAUGGCCAAAGGAGGCAAGGAGCGCGUGGAGUGGGUCAACGAACUCAUCCUCAAGCAUCACAUCAACGUCCGAACGGCCUACCCUUCCCUGCGCCUGUUGCACGCCGUCCGAGGGUAUUGGCUGACUAACAAGGUGUACAUAAAACGCCCGACCACCGGCCUACUCAUGUACACCCUGGCGACUCGCUUCUGCAACAGGAUUUAUCUCUACGGUUUCUGGCCGUUUCCCCGGGAUCAAAACCAGAACCCCGUCAAGUACCACUACUAUGACAGUUUGAAAUAUGGCUACAUGUCCCAGACCAGCCCCCACACCAUGCCCUUGGAGUUCAAAGCCCUGAAGGCCCUGCACCAACAAGGGGCCUUAAAACUCACGGUGGGGGGAUGUGACGGGGCCACGUAG